AACUCCGCGGAGGGCGGGAGGGAUUCCGAGAGGAGGGUCGCGGGAGCUGUGGGCGCUCUCAGCUCGGUGUCCGCGGUGUAGGGGUUGGGGCGCGCGGGACGGCGCCGUGAGAAGCGGCCGGUCUGCAUGUGCGGCCGCAGGCACCUGUUUCUGGGACCCCCGUCCCCGUGCGCGCCCUCCAGCCGUGGGAGCCGGGCCGUGGGGGCGGCCGUCGCGAGCAUGCGCACCGGUACUGCGGCGGGCGGGCGCCGAGUCGGGGCGCGGGGACGCGGGGCGGCGCGAAGCGGGGCCCUCAGCCGCCCCGCGCUCCCAUGUACGCCUUCUACUCGCUGCUCAUCUACAUUUUCUACAGCCUCUUCCGCAGAGAUGGUGGCGCCGCGGCGGCCGCGGACCCCGGGGACCCCGCCCAGAGAGCCUGCAAGUCCCGGGGUCGCCGGCGCCCGGACCUGCCCGCGCCAGAGCUGUGGACCGAGCUGACCGGCCUGGCCGGCACCUCCGAGUCUGAGGAUGGGUCGGAAGGCGGAACCGAGGGCCGCGCGGCCGCGGUGUCCCUGGAGGAGGCCCUCCUGCGCCUGGCCCAGUUCCUCUCCGUCCAGUUGGGGGCGGAAGAGAGCUGCGGGAGCCCGGCCGACCUGGGCCAGUCCGGCGAGGUGCCCCCACUGUUGACAGUGACCAGCCAGCUCUUGGCCCUUCUGGCAUGGCUUCGGAGCCCCAGGGGGAGGCAGGCCCUGCUCCAGGGGACUCAGCCAGCUCCUCGGGUCGGGCCCCCAAUUCCAGAUGGAUCCAUAUCCCAAGAAGAAAGCCCUUCCCGCAUCGCUGCAGUCCCGGGCGAGUCCCCGGGGGAUGAGGCGCAGGGACAGCAGUCCCUCCAGUUGGAGGAGGACCACAGGGCGUGGCAGCGGCUGGAGCAGCUCAUCCUGGGACAGCUGGAGGAGCUGAAGCAGCAACUGGAACAGCAGGAGGAGGAGCUGGGUCGCCUGCGCCUGGGCGUGGGGGCGACAGACUCAGAGAAAAGGGUUCAGCAUCUGACCCUGGAGAACGAGGCCCUGAAGCAGAGCCUGAGCCUGACACGGGAUCUUUUGCUGCACUGGGGCCCGGGGCCCCCCACCAGGGCUUCACAGGAGGAGGCAGAGGCAUUGGUGGAGCUCCAGGGCCGGCUUCAGGAGGCCCAGGACACCACAGAAGCCCUCCGAGCCCAGCUGGGGGUGCAGGAGGUGCAGCUGCAGGGCCUUCAAGGGGCCCUUCAGCAGCUCCAGCAGGAGACGGAGCAGAACUGCAGGCGGGAGCUGCAGCAGAUGCAUGGGCAGCUGGCAGGACUUCGGGCACGGAUGGCCAGCCUGCGUCAGGGCUGCGGGGACCUCCGAGGAUUGGUCAGCACCUUUACCCAGAGCUGUCAGGGUUCGCUGAGUGAGGCCCGGGGCCAGGUGUCCUGGGCCUUGGGGGCACUGUCAUCUGGAGGGCCUGGCACUCAGCUCCCUGAGGGGCAGGAAGGGCCCCCAGCCGGAUGCCCAGGACGGCUGCCAGAGCUCAAAGGAAAUAUCCGUGUGCUAUGUCGCCUGAGGCCAGGGACACCCUCCAGCCUAGUGAGCGUGGAGCCCGGUCCAGGGGGCACCGUCACCACCUGCUACCGGGGGCGCCAUCGGCGAUUCCGCCUAGACUGGGUCUUCCCUCCAGACGCCAGCCAGGAGGAGGUCUUCAGAGAGCUGGAACCUGCGGUGCUGUCCUGCCUCCGAGGCUACAGUGUCUGCAUCUUCACCUAUGGCCAGACAGGGACCGGGAAGACCUACAGCAUGGAGGGCCCUCCUGAGGACCCUGGCAUAGCUCCUAGGGCGCUGCAGUCACUGUUCCGGGAGAUGGGGGCUGGCAGGCCACACCGGGUGACACUCAGCAUGGUGGAGAUCUACAACGAGGCUGUCAGGGACCUCCUUGCACCAGGGCCUCCCGAACGCCUGGCUGUGAGGCAGGGCCCAGAAGGCCAGGGCGGGAUCCAGGUGGCUGGCCUCACCCACUGGGACGUGCCCAACCUGGAGACACUGCACCAGAUGCUGAGACUGGGAAGGAGCAACCGGGCCACUGCUGCCACCGCCAUGAACCAGCGGAGCUCCCGCUCGCACGCCCUGGUCACGCUGACGCUGCGCGCGGCGUCUCCACCGCGUGCUCCAAGCACCGCAGGUACACUGCAUCUGGUGGAUCUGGCGGGAUCCGAGCGCGCACGGAAGGCAGGGGAGGCCGGCCUGCCGCGGGGAGACCCAGACGGCGCCCGGCGCCUGCGGGAGGCCCAGACCAUCAACCGCUCGCUGCUGGCGCUGGGAGGCGUGAUGGCCGCACUGCGGGCCCACCGGCCACACGUGCCCUUCCGCGACUCGCAGCUCACGCGACUGCUGCAGCCGGCGCUGGGCCCCGGCACCACCGCUGUGCUGCUGCUGCAGAUAUCCACGCGGCCGGAGGAUCUUGGCGAGACAGUCUGCUCACUCAAGUUCGCCGAGCGAGUGGGUCAAGUGGAGCUGGGGCCAGCCCGGCGCCGCAGGGUCCCGCGCUCCUCCGGGACACCCUCCUCCCUCAGUACUGACACUCCGCUCACCGGGACUCCCUGCACCCCUACGCCGUCCCCUGGCAGCCCUCCAAGUCCCAGACCUGACAGCGGGUCCGGCUCGGCCCUUGCGCCUGCAGAGGGCCUGCCCCUGUAGUCUUGGGUUUUGGUCCUGCCCAAGGGGACUCAGGCUAGGUCUCUGCUGGCAGAGGCGGUAGUAAAGUCCCUGUACCCCAUCUCCCAGGGCACGAGCUCCUUGGCCUCUUUGGGUCCACUGCCCCCGAACUCCCAGAGUCGCCCCUCCACCUUCGCAGCCAGUACAGUGUGUUGUGCCCGGUGAAGUGACCACUCCCCCGCCCCCAGCCCCGCAUCUGGCAGCAGACCUCCUUCCUCCUUAUCACCAUUUGCUGUUAUCACGGCACACAGCAGGGAAUCCCGAUCCCCCCACCCCAAGUGGUCAUCCAAAUCACCACUCCUGACCCAAAAAUCAGGCAUGGCAUUAAAACGUUGCAAAUUCCUUUACUGUUACCUUCCCCACCACCAGGAUCAUGUAGGGUCCAGUCUUUUUACUCCCUAACCCAUUUCCUGAAAAAGGUGCUACCUCCUUCCCAGACAGAUGAGAGAGGGCAGGACUUCAGGCUGGAUCCACCAUUAGGCUCUCCCUCCCCCAGCCUAGAGCAAGGGAGGGAGGGGAGGUGAUGGCCGGAGACGAAUGGAUGGGUGGUGGGCUGAGAAGAGGAAACGAGGAAGGGCUAUUCCAGGCUCGGCCCUGCCCCUCCAGCUUUGCCUCUGGGUGUAGGGAAACAGGCAUGACUGACCAGGGCGAGGGCUGUGCCCAGGUGGGCCACGGCCAUGCAUCAGGUAGUCCAAUAAACACCGUGGACUCCCA
This is a messenger RNA of Callithrix jacchus (white-tufted-ear marmoset), 3419 nucleotides long. It is a transcript of the gene KIFC2, whose product is annotated as kinesin family member C2. Gene Ontology annotation, cellular component: microtubule cytoskeleton. The record is from RefSeq and is a predicted model, not a curated record. Gene Ontology annotation, molecular function: microtubule motor activity; microtubule binding; ATP binding. NCBI's taxonomy places the organism in Eukaryota, Metazoa, Chordata, Mammalia, Primates, Cebidae. Gene Ontology annotation, biological process: microtubule-based movement.